AUGGGCAAGGACGCUGGUUUUGCUCCUGGUGACUCUGCCAAGGGUGCCAAGCUCUUCCAGACUCGCUGCGCUCAGUGCCACACUGUCGAGAAGGACGGUGCCAACAAGGUCGGCCCCAAGCUCCACGGUCUCUUUGGCCGUCAGACCGGUUCCGUUGAUGGCUAUGCCUACACCGAUGCCAACAAGCAGGCCGGUGUCACUUGGGAUGAGAACACUCUGUACUCCUACCUCGAGAACCCCAAGAAGUACAUCCCCGGUACCAAGAUGGCCUUCGGUGGUCUCAAGAAGGCUAAGGAGAGGAACGACCUCAUCACUUACCUCAAGGAGAGCACUGCUUAA
Molecule: messenger RNA, 339 nt
Organism: Aspergillus oryzae RIB40
Lineage: Eukaryota; Fungi; Ascomycota; Eurotiomycetes; Eurotiales; Aspergillaceae
Product: c-type cytochrome
Exons: 5
Coding region: 1-339 (112 amino acids)
Biological process (GO): mitochondrial electron transport, ubiquinol to cytochrome c; mitochondrial electron transport, cytochrome c to oxygen
Cellular component (GO): mitochondrial intermembrane space
Molecular function (GO): heme binding; electron transfer activity
Source: RefSeq, a predicted model, not a curated record